This is a messenger RNA of Octopus sinensis (East Asian common octopus), 2188 nucleotides long. Its product is annotated as zinc finger protein OZF-like. The record is from RefSeq and is a predicted model, not a curated record. Gene Ontology annotation, biological process: regulation of DNA-templated transcription. Lineage: Eukaryota; Metazoa; Mollusca; Cephalopoda; Octopoda; Octopodidae. The transcript is spliced from 3 exons. The coding region runs from base 558 to 1868 and encodes 436 amino acids. Gene Ontology annotation, molecular function: DNA-binding transcription factor activity, RNA polymerase II-specific; RNA polymerase II cis-regulatory region sequence-specific DNA binding.
UGUUGGGGACUUUUAAUAUAUGUCACCGGUCUCUUUUAAACGAGGGAAAAACUUAUUGAUGAACCCUCGUGUGUUUCUAAUUAGUUGAGCUGAUCUAAUUACAUAAUCUGUCGUAAUUACCUCGUGUUUACAUCUGUGGAUAAGAAAGGGUGCCCUGCAUGCUUGCGGGUUGAUGUUCCAUCAUCUUCAUGAUUAUAUAUUUCAUCUGAUCACAGUUUUACAUCGUUGAUAGGUUGACCCCUAUUUUUAGGCGACCAGGGAAAUGAAUAACAAAUCAAUCACUGAACUUUCCUCACCUGUCUCCACUUUUCCUCUGGACUUUAAAUCGAAAGCGCAAAUUAUUUGCGUCGCUAUUAUUUUGUAUAUAUUGUAGCACGUUUCUACUAAUUGAAUUUCAGGGGAGGACCCGGUCACCAAAGAGUAUUUUAAUGGUAAGUACAAAAUGCUCCACCAUGUAAACAGCGGAUUGUAAUAUCGAAGACAAGAAACUGCACCACAACUAUUUAUCAUUACAAAUUAUCAUUUGUCAGCUUGCAGGCAAUUCCUGGUAAUUUAAUAUGAUGGACAUUAAUCAAUGGGACGCUUGUAACACAAUUGGUUUUAACAAUACAAAUACAAUUGAAGAGCCAGAGGAUGAAGAUUUUUUAUGGAAUGAAACAUUUCUUAAGGAAAGAUCGUUAUGUGGAAAUGUUCCUGAAUAUGGCUGUGAGAUUUGCGGACAAGCAUUCUCUUCAAAACAUGAUGUCUAUACACACAAAAUAAUACACAACAGGGAAAAACCUUAUUAUUGUAAAAUAUGUGGGAAAUAUUUUGUUUCUGACAGGGAUUUAGUAAAACAUAGACGGUCACACCCUGGAGAAAAGCCGUAUGAAUGUGAAAUUUGUGAGAAGUCCUUCUCCCUUAAUUCCGUUCUUCUUAUCCACAAACGUAUCCAUACCGGAGAAAAACCUUUCCAAUGUGAGAUAUGUGGGAGAGCAUUUUCUCUCAGAUCUGUUCUUCUUGACCAUAAACGUAGUCAUGCUGGAGACAGGCCCUAUAACUGUGAAGCAGGUGGGGAGUCUUUUACUCCAAAAAGCCCAUUAAAAACACACAACGCUUGUCAGACGGGAGAAAAACCAUUUCAGUGUCAAAAGUGUGGCAAACCGCUAAUUAAUAAUUUCCAACGUGUCAUUCAUAAAUGUAGUCCUACCGGAAAGAAUCAUUAUAAUUGUGAUCUAUGUGGAAAGUCUUUUAUUACCAAUGGUCUCUUAAAAGCACAUGAAUUAAAUCACACUGGAAAAAAAGCAUUUCACUGCGAAAUAUGUGGGGAAUGUUUCACUCAAAAUUCUAGUCUUAAAGUCCAUAAACGGAGUCACACUGGAGAAAAACCAUUCGAGUGUGAAAUGUGUGGUAAAUGUUUUGUGUCUAAUAGUAACAUAACGAAGCACAAACGAAUCCAUGUUGGGGAAAAGCCAUAUCAAUGUGAAAUGUGUGGGAAAUCUUUCUGUCAAAACCCUCAGCUUCGAAUCCACAAGCGUAUUCAUACUGGAGAGAAGCCCUCUCAAUGUGAAAUGUGUGGGAAAUCUUUCUGUCAAAACCCUCAGCUUCGAAUCCACAAGCGUAUUCAUACUGGAGAGAAGCCCUCUCAGUGUGAAAUGUGUGGGAAAUCUUUCUGUCAAAACCCUCAGCUUCGAAUCCACAAGCGUAUUCAUACUGGAGAGAAGCCCUCUCAGUGUGAAAUGUGUGGGAAAUCUUUCUGUCAAAACCCUCAGCUUCGAAUCCACAAGCGUAUUCAUACUGGAGAGAAGCCCUCUCAGUGUGAAAUGUGUGAGAAAUCGUUUAUCACUAAAAGUCUUUUUAAAACGCAGAUGGGAAUUGUUUCAGUGUGAAAUCUGUGGAAAGGCUUUUAGCAAGAAUUCCAGUCUUGUCGUUCACAAACGUUGCCACACUGGAGAGAAACCAUUCCAUUGUAAAAUACGCGGGAAAUGUUUUGUGUCAAACAGUAACUUAACAAACAUAAGAGAGUCCAUGCUGGGGAAAAACCAUUUCAAUGUGAAAUAUGCAGGAAAUCAUUCACUAUGAACUGUAAUCUUGUGGUCCAUAAAUGUAGUCACACUGGAGAAAGAUCUUAUCCUUGUGAAAUCUGCAGGAAAUCUUUUGUUUCUAGCAGUGACUUAACCAAGCACAAACGAUUACACGUUGAAAGGAA